Molecule: messenger RNA, 636 nt
Organism: Nipponia nippon (crested ibis)
Lineage: Eukaryota; Metazoa; Chordata; Aves; Pelecaniformes; Threskiornithidae
Source: RefSeq, a predicted model, not a curated record
AUGGUGGAGAAGAGGCUUCUUGAAGAAGACAUGGAGGUGCUGGGGACUGUUGAGGGGGGCCCAGACCCAGCGCUCAACGGCCAGUUGGCCAACGUGGUGGAGCAGUGCCGGGCGAAGAACAUGCCCAAGGCCUCCAUCGAGGCAGCCAUCCGUGGCGCGGUAGGUCCUGGGGGAUUUGGUCUGCUGGAGGUCCUCACUGACAACCCUCGGCGGAGCCAGCAAGAUGUCCGGCUCAUUCUCACCCGUCACGGGGGAAUGAUGGCCGAGGGGGCACGACACGGCUUUGAGCAGAAAGGGGUGGUGCGCGUGGGGCCACGGGACCGUCAGGGCCACCUGGUCUCUCUGGAGGCAGCGCUGGAGGCAGCGCUGGAGGGCGGGGCCGAGGACGUCUGCCCGGACGAGGAGGAGGAGGAAGAAGAGGAGCCAGCACUGAAGUUCAUCUGCGAGACUUCAGCCCUGCGGACCGUGCGAGAGCGUCUGGAGGCCUCGGGGCUGUGCCCACUCUCAGCUGCCAUCGAAUACUUGCCCCGGGACCGGGUGACGCUGCCAGAGGGGACGCGGGAGCAGGCGGAGCGCCUCCUCCAGGCCCUCAGCGACUGCCCCGACAUCGUCCGCCUCUACCACAACAUCCAAUAG